CCCCGCGGCUUUGUGGCCGCCACCGGCUGGGCCCACAGCGCCAAGUAUGGCAAAGGCGUUGGGCGGAUCUGGCUGGACAAUGUGAAUUGUGCCGGAGGUGAGAAGAGCAUUGGGGACUGCAAACACCGGGGCUGGGGGAACAGCGACUGCAGCCAUGAGGAAGAUGCAGGUGUCAUCUGCAAGGAUGAGCGCAUCCCAGGCUUCAAGGACUCCAACGUCAUUGAGACCGAGCAGAGCCACGUGGAGGAGGUCCGCCUGCGGCCAGUGGUGUCUGGGGCCCGGAGGCAGCUGCCAGUGACAGAAGGCAUUGUGGAGGUGCGCUACAAGGAUGGCUGGGCACAGAUCUGCGACGAGGGCUGGAACAGCCAGAACAGCCGUGUCGUCUGUGGCAUGAUGGGCUUCCCUGCUGAGAAGAAGGUGAACAGGAACUUCUACAAGCGGUUGAAGCGCGCCACCAGGAUGAAGGGCCGGAGCCCAAAGCCAGGAAGCAGGCUGGCCUCCAAAUCUCAGCCUAAACAAAAGCGCAGGGAGGACGUAGGGUCCAAGAAGAGGCUCUUCACGGAGCGGCAGCAGCUCAACUACCGCCUGCACUCUGUGUCCUGCACAGGGACGGAGGUGCACCUCUCCAUGUGCGCCUUCGAGUUCUAUCGGGGCAACGCCUCGGCCGCCUGCGGGGCUGGCAUGCCCGCCGUCGUCAGCUGCGUGCCUGGGCCCCUCUUCGCCACUGGCAGUGCCCACAAGAAGAAGCAGCGCCAACAGCAGCAGAGCCAGGGGAGCCCCCCGCGGAUCCGGCUGAAGGGUGGUGCGAAGGUGGGCGAGGGCCGCGUCGAGGUGCUCAAGAGCAGCGAGUGGGGCACGAUCUGCGACGACCGCUGGAACCUGCUGUCAGCCAGCGUGGUGUGCCGCGAGCUGGGCUUUGGCAGCGCCAAGGAGGCCCUCACUGGGGCACGCAUGGGCCAAGGGACGGGUCCCAUCCACCUCAAUGAGGUGCAGUGCCUGGGCACCGAGAAGUCCCUUUGGAGCUGCCCCUUCAAGAACAUCACGCAGGAGGACUGCAAGCACACGGAGGACGCGGCCGUCCGCUGCAACAUCCCCUACAUGGGCUACGAGAACCUGAUCCGCCUAGCUGGCGGGAGGACGACAUUUGAGGGCCGCGUGGAGGUGAAGCGAGGCAGUAAGUGGGGCACGGUGUGCAGCGAUGGCUGGACCACCAAGGAGGCGAUGGUGGCCUGUCGCCAGCUCGGCCUGGGCUACUCCCUGCAUGCGGUGACGGCCAACGGGCCCUCCGGGCCCCGCCGCCUGCUCCGCUUCUCCUCCCAGAUCCACAACAACGGCCGCGCCGACUUCCGCCCCAAGGCCGGCCGGCACUCCUGGGUCUGGCACGAGUGCCACCGGCACUACCACAGCAUGGAUAUCUUCACCCACUACGACAUCCUGACCCCCAACGGCACCAAGGUGGCAGAGGGUCACAAGGCCAGCUUCUGCCUUGAGGACACUGAAUGCGAGGAAGACGUGGCCAAGCGGUACGAGUGUGCCAACUUUGGGGAGCAGGGCAUCACUGUGGGCUGCUGGGACCUGUACCGGCACGACAUCGACUGCCAGUGGAUCGACAUCACUGAUGUGAAGCCAGGCAACUACAUCUUGCAGGUGGUGAUCAACCCCAACUUUGAGGUGGCAGAGAGCGACUUCACCAACAACGCCAUGAAAUGCAACUGCAAGUACGACGGGCACCGCAUCUGGGUGCACAGCUGCCACAUCGGCGAUGCGCUCAGCGAGGAGGCCAACAAGCGGUUUGAGCAGUACCCAGGUCAGCUCAACAACCAGAUUUCGUAG
This is a messenger RNA of Charadrius vociferus (killdeer), 1833 nucleotides long. RefSeq names its product lysyl oxidase-like 3 (gene LOXL3). The annotation marks the transcript as partial. Gene Ontology annotation, molecular function: copper ion binding; protein-lysine 6-oxidase activity. The record is from RefSeq and is a predicted model, not a curated record. Gene Ontology annotation, cellular component: membrane. NCBI's taxonomy places the organism in Eukaryota, Metazoa, Chordata, Aves, Charadriiformes, Charadriidae. The transcript has 14 exons. Gene Ontology annotation, biological process: peptidyl-lysine oxidation; inflammatory response.